GCCCCGUGUGAGGAGUCUCUUCCGCUGACGGGCCAAUCGGUCAACGGGUGAGUGUACCCCCAUAAGUUAUGGGGCAGUCCUCUUCUAAAAACGACCCCCCUGUUGAACCAAAGAGGUUCUACCCCUCGCUAGACCCCUUUGACGCGGCUCCUUGGCCCCCGGACCUCCAACCCGGAUCUCUGGCUGAGGGCCCCCCUGCGCGCCCCCCUUCUACUAACCCCUUUAUCCAACCGUUAGCGCCUACCCCUCCGCCUCCAUACUGCCCUCCUCCUUCGGAACACCACAACUUAAGAAGGCAGUUCUGGAGGAUGGGCCUAAUGCCCCCUGGACCGAAACCAUCCUCCGCGGACUUGCAUAUUCUCCCUGUACGGCGGCAGACUGGCGCUCGCUGGCCAGGGCCAUACUUCCGGGCGCCCUAUAUAUAA
Messenger RNA from Mustela erminea (ermine), 425 nucleotides. Its product is annotated as interferon regulatory factor 5-like. Lineage: Eukaryota; Metazoa; Chordata; Mammalia; Carnivora; Mustelidae. The transcript has 2 exons. Bases 69 to 425 code for a protein of 118 amino acids. The record is from RefSeq and is a predicted model, not a curated record.